GGCAUGCUGAAAUAAAGAGAAACUUUUCCUGUGGCAGGAAAGGUCGUUUCUUCUGGCCAGGCAUUCCCAUCCUGGGAAGGAGACAGGAAGCAUAUUGCAUUAAAGGUGGGACUCCUCUCCUCUCCUCGCCGGCCCUGCCGCGAUGCCGCCGCCGUGUCCCCGCGGGGCCCUGCCCGGGGCCUCCCUCCUCCUCCUCUUCCUCCUCUUCCCGCUGCUCUGCGCGGCCCCCGAUGUUUCAAGGGGAAAUAAGCUUAAACUGAUGCUCCAGAAACGAGAAGCCUCUGCUGCUGCUGCAAAGCCUGAGGUGUCAGUGAAAGAAACGGCAGCCAAGGAGUUCCUGAGCAGCCUGAGACGCCAGAGGCGCCAGCUGUGGGACAGAAGCCAGCCCGACGUGCAGCAGUGGUACCAGCAGUUCCUGUACCUGGGCUUCGAUGAGCAGAAAUUUGAAGAUGACAUCUCCUACUGGACAAACUUGGGGCGUGCUCGUAAUGAAUACUACGGUGGGUACUACCAGCACCACUACGAUGAAGAUUCUCCAAUUGGCCCACGAAACCCACACAGCUUCAGGCAUGGGGCAGGCGUCAACUACGACGAUUACUAAUGCCAUUUAUCCUGCUGUAGUUGGGGCGUGUCGGGCUGCACUGGGUGAGGCUGAGCCCUCUCUGUCAGAACGACCCUGCUUUUUCUUCUAUUCAUGUCAAACAGCAAGAGUAAAGGAACUGCCAGACUUUGAUGAAAGCAACAUGACAUUUUUUAACUAUCAUUACUUAGUAGUACACUAUAUAUAAAGUGUUAUAGAAAUAAAGCUUUUUUGAUAAUCA
Vidua macroura (Pin-tailed whydah) is the source of this 821-nucleotide messenger RNA. It is a transcript of the gene ECRG4, whose product is annotated as ECRG4 augurin precursor. Gene Ontology annotation, biological process: G1 to G0 transition; cellular senescence; anaphase-promoting complex-dependent catabolic process. The coding region runs from base 143 to 601 and encodes 152 amino acids. The record is from RefSeq and is a predicted model, not a curated record. The transcript is spliced from 5 exons. NCBI's taxonomy places the organism in Eukaryota, Metazoa, Chordata, Aves, Passeriformes, Viduidae.